Periophthalmus magnuspinnatus is the source of this 1887-nucleotide messenger RNA. It is a transcript of the gene ccr9a, whose product is annotated as chemokine (C-C motif) receptor 9a. The coding region runs from base 482 to 1657 and encodes 391 amino acids. The transcript is spliced from 4 exons. Gene Ontology annotation, molecular function: G protein-coupled receptor activity. NCBI's taxonomy places the organism in Eukaryota, Metazoa, Chordata, Actinopteri, Gobiiformes, Gobiidae. Gene Ontology annotation, cellular component: membrane. Gene Ontology annotation, biological process: G protein-coupled receptor signaling pathway; immune response. The record is from RefSeq and is a predicted model, not a curated record.
UUAGUUCAGUCCUGGUUCAGUCAUGGUUUAGUUCUCGUUUAGUCCUGGUUUUGUCUCAGCCGCAGACGGGUCUCAACGUGGUUUGUGGUGUAGGCUUUGUAACAGUUGCCUGUGUCUCAAACUGAAACUUUUUUACUUUUCAGAUUUGAACCAAAGCCAAAGAUGGAUCACACAGAGGUACAGGAGGGCAUCUGACACACAGGAAGGGCAUCUGACACACAGGAAGGGCAUCUGACACACAGGGAGGGCAUCUGACACACAGGAAGGGCAUCUGACACACAGGGAGGGCAUCUGACACACAGGGAGGGCAUCUGACACACAGGGAGGGCAUCUGACACACAGGGAGGGCAUCUGACAUGGUGGCGCUAGCCCAGUAUUCAGGAUUUAGGUUCGGCCCCUUUUGUACAGACAGCUCCGUGUCAAAUAAAUUGGAGGAAGACAAAUUUCACCAAAAAUUCUGAUUUUCCAGAAUUUUUUAGACAUGCCUAGAUAUGCUUCCAUAGACUUUAUAUGUAAACCAGAUGCUCUGAGUCUGGUGCAUCUUGACACUCAUCUAAUCUUUGUUCUCCAGCCCCCAGACCUCUCAGAGUUUGAGUCAUGGACCAGUUCCUGGUCUACAGAAGACCCGUUUACAGAGGACUAUGACGGUCUUAUGUGUGAGCGCUCAGAGGUGCUGCAGUUCCGGGCCGGGCUAGAGCCAGUCUUGUUCUGGACUGUGGCCGUCCUUGGUCUGGCGGGGAACCUGCUGGUGCUGUGGGUGUAUCUGUGGAGAGGACGGGGUGUGUGCGGGGGACGGGGCCUGAAGGCACUGACUCACCUGUACCUCUUACACCUGUGUGCUGCAGACCUCUUCUUCCUGCUCACGCUCCCCCUGUGGGCGCACCAGAGUACUGAAGGAUGGACUUUGGGCGCCCCGCUCUGUAAGGUCACCGCCGCCAUGUACAAGGUGAACCUAUUCUCCGUGAGCCUGUUCCUCGCCUGUAUUGCGGUCGAUCGUUACGUGGUCAUCGUUCACCCGACAGCAGCGCUGAACUCUCAGCGGCAGCGACGCAACUGGGCUCGAGGCAUUAGCGUUAGCGUGUGGCUGCUAGCGCUGCUGUUAGCCACGCCAGAGCUUGCCUUCGCCACAGUAACAACUCAGGAUGAUCACAUGACCUGCCGCACGCAGUACCCUGCCCACUGGGGCCGUGUCGGCAAGGCAACCGCCCUCAGCCUCCAGGUCUCAUUAGGGUUCUUCGUCCCAUUGGUUGUCAUGGCUGGGUGCUACCUAGUGAUUGGUCGUCGGCUGCUUAUGACUCACACUUUUCACAAGCACCGCCCUCUUUUGGUCAUCAUGGCAAUCGUCCUGGUCUUUAUCAUCACUCAGCUUCCUCACAACUGCGUCCUGAUCACCGAGAUCUGGGAUGCUCACACCACAAGCCUCAACUGUGCGGAUCGCAAAGUCCUGGAUAAAACUGGUCUGGUCCUUCAGGCGGUGGCCUUCUCUCACCCCGCCCUCAACCCCUUCCUUUAUGCUCUGAUUGGUCGCCGCUUCAGACAGGAAUUGAUGUCAUUGCUGCCACGCUCCAGCACUCAAAAGAAGAACAUCUCCCUGUCCUUCAAGAACCGCCCCCGGACUCUGUCGGACAGUGAAACAUCACAGGGACUGUCCCUUUAAAUGUUAUUAUUAUGAUGUUUAUUUUAAUUAUUAUUAUUAUUAUUAUUAUUAAAAAUAAUCCUGUACUAACUAUGUGUAUGUCAGUGGCCGACUGCCCUGUGUUAUUUACAUUAGGACCACGACAGAACCAGGACUAAACCAGGACUAAACCAGGACUUUAAAGCCCGUCUCUGCACGGGUCCUAGAGCUGCUGCUGUUUGACUUUUGUAAAUAAAGACCUUUGCUUUGUG